This is a messenger RNA of Lytechinus variegatus (green sea urchin), 1562 nucleotides long. RefSeq lists its product as uncharacterized. NCBI's taxonomy places the organism in Eukaryota, Metazoa, Echinodermata, Echinoidea, Temnopleuroida, Toxopneustidae. The transcript has 4 exons. The record is from RefSeq and is a predicted model, not a curated record. The coding region runs from base 1 to 363 and encodes 120 amino acids.
AUGUUCAGAAUAGUUCUCGAGGAUAUUCUAAGCAACGCAAGGACUGCGGCAAACGUUGAUGUUCAGAAUAGUGAUGAGGACGAUAGCUUUGAAGAUUCAGCCAACCUCUCAGAUGAUAUCACAAGCUGUCGACAACUAUUAGCAGAUGAAUGCAGAGGCCUCCUGGGAAAUGAUAUCUUCUCUGAGAUUGAAUCUAAAAUUCGGGAGAAUCGAGGGAAAGACCUGGAUCCCGAUCAACUAAGACUUCAGUUUGAGGAAGCCAUUGGCAGUGAGAGAAUGGAAACAUGCUACCUUCUUAGCGAACUUCUAUCGGAGGUUAAUGAUACACAAAGUAGAAAGAUGGGAACAUUACCAGUCUCAUGAUAUUCAUUGAGUGGUUUGAAAGAAUGGUAACCUGCUAUCAUCUUAGCGAACUUCUAUUGGAGGUUACUGAUACUCAAAGUAGAAAGAUGGGAUCGCUGCCAGUCUUGAGACAUGCAUUCAAUGAUUUGAGAGAAUGGUAACAUGGUCCCUUCUUAGCUUCUAUCAGAAAUUAUUGAUACAGAAAAUAGAUAGAUGGGAUCGCUACCAGUCUUAUGACAUGCAUUCAAUGAUUUGAGAGAAUGGUAACAUGGUCCCUUCUUAGUGAGCUUCUACAGACAUUAUUGAUACAGAAACUAGAUAGAUGGGAUCGCAACUAGUCUUAUGACAUGCAUUCAAUGAUGUGAGAGAAUGGUAACAUGGUCCCUUCUUCGUGAGAUUCUAUCAGACAUUAAUGAUGCAAAAAAUAGAUAGAUGGGAUCGCUGCCAGUCUUAUGACAUGCAUUCAAUGAUGUGAGAGAAUGGUAACAUGGUCCCUUCUUCAUGAGAAAGAUAGCAUAACAACCAGUCUCAUGAAAUACAUUCAGUAAUUUGAGAGAAUGGUAACAUGGUCCCUUUUUAGUGAGCUUCUGUUAGACAUUAAUUUUACAGAAAAUAGAAAUAUGGGUUCAGUACCAGUCUCGGGAAAUGCAUGGUGAUUUGAGAGAAUGGAAACAUUGCAGAGGCCGCAGAACGGUUUUCAAAGUGGGGAGGCUGACCAUGCAAAAAAUUCACAAUCCUAUGGUCAUUUUUACGUUUUUAUACACGUUUUUGAAAAAAGUGGGGGGGCUGAAGCCCAGUCCCCAUCCCCCGGUGCCGCUGCAGCUGUAUGGUCCCUUCUUAGUGAGCUUUUAUCAGACAAUGAUACAGCAAAAAGAAAGAUCAGGUCGAAACCCAUCUUUUUGAAGGCAUACAGUGAUGUGGUAAGAAUUAUAGCUAGUAUUUAACUUUCAUGAAUUCAUUCCAAAAAUUCCAUGUAUGUUAUCAGUAAUCUUCCUUUUUUUCACCUUGCUUCGUUUCACUCCAAAGUUUUUAUAAUAUUUCCUUCAAUAACUAUGUCUUUCAAUUCUAUUAUAAAACUAGAAUCAUUGUAAAAAAAAAUAUUGAAAAAAAUGUAUGUUUGUAUGUAGUUGUAUGUAUGUACUGGCUUUAAGGCCACCGCACACCUUACGACCCGACCGGCCGCCGACUGGCUUGCGACUGGGUGAGGGGAGAUGUGACGU